Molecule: messenger RNA, 3049 nt
Organism: Cryptococcus deneoformans JEC21
Lineage: Eukaryota; Fungi; Basidiomycota; Tremellomycetes; Tremellales; Cryptococcaceae
Exons: 5
Coding region: 658-2682 (674 amino acids)
Source: RefSeq, a predicted model, not a curated record
GGCGCUUCCUGCGUUCAAGUGCGUCUCGUCUCUUGGCCUUGUCCCUGUUUUGGGCGCUUUUCACAGGUAAUAGGGGCGCUGUUGGCACCAACCUUCUUCGCUGCUGCUUCUGCCCGUUCAUCCCGACGAACACGAGCCUUCGAGACACACCCAUACCCACGACCACACCCACACAACACACACAACACACACAACCCACACAGCGAGUAUCUGCCACAACCCCCGCGGUGCCCCCAUCUGCUUUGCCCGCUGCCCGGCGUAAUCCGGUGACGAUUUGGUCGAUCUUUCUCUUUUCGCCCUCUCGACGAAGUCCCCAAACCCCGUAUCCAUACAGACUCGGAUUACAACUCGCCGACCCCCAGCACUGAUAUAGACAGCCCCGCCAAGUUUGGCGACUCUUACGACAGCGACGAGUUCUUGGAGCACCACUCUUCACCAUCUUCUCUCAGUCUUAGUAGAAGCUGGUCCAGGCCAAGUAGGCGUGAUAAAAUUCCAGAGGAAGACGAGGAAAACGAGGGCGAUAUCCGCGCCUCCAACCCAGUUCGCUCUCGCACUUCCAGCCCGGUUUUGCCCAAAUUUGGCUCGUCCCUCCCACCCAGUCGACGCGGCUCGCAAGACCAUUUCAAACAAGCUCAAUUUCAUUCUGUACCUCAGAGUAUGGCAGGUAACAGGGAAAAUACUGAUCACCUCGCUGCCCCUUCUCCGCCCCUAAGCAUUCGCGGGUCGAGGAGCGGGACAUCUCCUUCAUCCCGCCCUCCCAAGCUGAAUGCCCUCUCUCCCCUUCAGGCAUUCUCGCCUCUUCAGUCGAUGAAGACACCUAUGCAUGUAUCGGACACGGCUGGUACAGGUUCCUUGACUAGGUCAAGGUCAUCCUCAUCAGUGACCAGAAGUUUGAGCAGGAGGGAGAGUAUGGUUGAGAACGCUCAGCGUUGGAGAAGUGGCCUAGAUGCAGACGAUGAUGGAAAGGGUUUGUUUUCGAGGUUGACUUUGGUCAAGGCUCCCCGCAAGAAGGAUGAUGUCAGGAGACACAGCCGUUCCAAGUCGUCUUCUUCCCUCGCCCCAUUCAACUCGUUCUCUUCAUCCUUCGACGCUCCCGCCACAUCUGCCAGUGGUCCCCGUCGUUCUUUCGCCGCAUCCUCCUUUGGCGCCGUGCCCCCCUCCGUCCCAUCCAUCAAUUUGCCCAGCAACAACAUCGAACCUUCCAACGACACUCUCCACCGAGUGCACUCUCAUGGCGAUGCGGGUUCCGUUGGGAUUCAACGCAAGGUGCUCUCCCCCGACGAGGUGCUCGACAUGGCUCGAAGUUUCCAGUCGCCUAUGCUCGCCCCUGAAGGUAGCUUUGGCAAUUCGCAAUCCCAGGCCAGCUCAUUGAAGAGGCGAAAAUCUGCCGGAUCGAUAUUUGAACGCUCGCCCGAACCUCCUGUGACUGCAGAGCUCGAGCCAGUCGAGUAUGUCCAGAUGGAGGAUGACGUUCUUCUUCCUUUCGUGGACCGAUGUGCUGAAGUCCGCGAUCUCAUGUCCCACCAAUCCAAUACCAAACUCUUCGCCCUUCUCCGCGCGGCAUUCCCUAAAGACCCCGCCCGUGAAACCUGGAAGAAGAUCUCCCCUGAAGAAUGGAACUGGGAAGAGUUUGUCAAGCACUUGACAGAAGUGGAUAGGGAUGAACUGGAUGAUUAUGACUGGGUGUACAAGGAUAGACAGGCAGUAAGGAAUAGGAGCGUGGCGUUGUGGGAGAAGUUGGGAGUCUGCCUUGGAUGUGACGAGGAUCUUCUCAACGCGGGUAGUGAGGACGAUUCUCCUUCAUCCUGGGCUGGCCUCGGGCUCGGGGAUGAGGGCGAUUACGACCCCGCGAUGAACCAUGUGUUUAUUGCCGGUAUCGAGCCUGUCGACCAAGAGGAACAGGCCCGCGCCGAGCGUCAGUUCAUGGAUGAAUUUGGGGACAUCGUGGAGGAUGAGAAUGAGCAAGCUGCAGCUGGUAUGACUGCUCUUCUUGGUUCGCCGAUGGCUACCAUCGGCGAGGAAACUCCAUCCUUUUCCUCUGGCAAGCCAUCCCGCCAAGAAACCGCGAGCAAGCCCACCCCAGCUCAACGAGCCGGGAAUCGCGCCAACAUUGACCCUAUGCUCUCUUCGAGUGUAGAAGACUCGCCUCCUCGUACCGCUCGAUUCGCCGCCGAAGCUCACCGCCCUUCCCAGUCUCACUCUAUCAACACCAACAAAAACCAGCUCGAUCGUCCUCGCAGAUCAUUCGUCGGUCUUCAGAUCUGUACAUCCCCUGCCAACACAACUCCCACUCUCCCCUUCGAGCGCUCCCGCUCCAAUUCACUCACUUUCAGCCAGGGUCAAACUCCCCACCAGGCUUCGGGCGGGCUAGGUCUCGCCACCUCGCCACUCUCCAUCUCUUCUGGCGCGGCACCUGUACCUCUGUACGAGCGCGGUCCGGGGUCACCCCUUUUCCCGAGUAGUUUCUCAUCCUUGAGCUUGGAGCCGAAUCUCGGUAGGAAGGCAAGUGCGGUGAAUAGGGGUGCCGCUGUACCAAUCAAAGAGGAGUUGAAAGGGUGGAAGCAGGCACAGCAAGCGCACGCUGGGCAUGGCGGUUUGGGGAGGAAGGCUAGUCAAGCCGGGCUGAGUGAGAGCGCUAUCACAUUUGUGAGCGAAAGCGACUGGAGUAACAGCGCCACUUGAGCUGCGGCGUGUACUUUCUCUUACGCCUGUUAUUCAUCCCUAUCGGUCGUCAAAUUGACCCUAUGACUUUGUAUCUAUCAUCUGCACCUUUAGCGAUCAUUGUUGAUGUUCUUGUGUAUUUAUCGCCUCGCCUUUCACUUAUAAAAAGGAUUUGCCUGUAUUGUUUAGUUCACCGUAACGUUUCUGUUGAAGUACAGCGAGAGGUAGGUCUAAAACACGCUUGAUAGAGAGAGACAGGUUUGUCAAUCUUCAUCUAUUUUUGUGAUCGUUUUAUCUCGUUUCAGCCUUAUUGCCACCGUAUAUUGCCGUUUCAAUUUGAAUGCAUGAAUUUGUUUGAAUGCUUUUUCAAACAGUAGCUUUUCCAAGA